ACUAUUGAUCCGCCUUCGGUGCGUUGUGUGGCCAUCUUUCCGGCGGGAGAACAGUGCGGGCAUGGCGUCGGUGCUGCGGCUCCUAGUCCUGCUCGCGUGUGGCCUGGGGCCCGCCGUCCGCGCCCUGGAGCCGCGGGAGGUCUUCACCAACUCCUUCCUGGUCCGGCUAAGGGGAGACCACGAGCCACGCGCCGCCGAAGCAGUCGCCAAACGCAACGGAUUCCACAGCAUCGGACCGGUGCUGGGAUCCAAGAACGAGUACCACUUCGUUCACCGCGCCGUGCCCCGAGCCCGCACCAAGCGAAGUAUCCCGCACAUGCGCAAACUACGGGCCGACCCGCAAGUGGAGGCGGCCAUCCAACAAACUGGUUUCAAGCGGGUCAAACGCGGCUACACGGAGCUCAAGCUCGGACCCGAAAACCUCAGGCUUCAGCGAGAGCCCACGGACCCUUACUUUCCGUACCAGUGGUACUUGAAAAACGUGGGCCAGAACGGCGGCAAGCCGCGGCUGGAUCUGAACGUUGAGGCCGCCUGGGCUCAGGGAUUCACGGGCAAGAAUGUUACUACAGCCAUUAUGGACGAUGGGGUUGACUAUAUGCACCCGGACCUUCGGGACAAUUACAAUGCCAAAGCCAGUUACGACUUCAGUAGCAACGACCCCUUCCCAUACCCGAGGUACACCGACGAUUGGUUCAACAGUCAUGGAACACGGUGUGCCGGCGAAGUCUCUGCCAAGAGAGACAACGGUGUGUGCGGCGUCGGUGUCGCUUACGAUUCCAAAGUGGCAGGCAUCCGCAUGUUAGACCAGCCAUACAUGACGGACCUGAUCGAGGCCAACUCGAUGGGCCACGAGCCCAACCUGAUCGACAUCUACAGCGCUUCCUGGGGACCCACCGACGAUGGCAAGACUGUCGACGGACCCCGCAACGCCACCAUGCGGGCCAUCGUCCGAGGAGUAAACGAGGGUCGUCGCGGCCUGGGCAACAUCUACGUGUGGGCUUCGGGAGACGGCGGGGAGGACGACGACUGUAAUUGCGACGGCUACGCGGCCUCCAUGUGGACCGUGUCCAUCAACUCGGCCAUCAACGACGGAGAGAACGCGCACUACGACGAGUCCUGCUCGUCCACGCUGGCCUCGACCUUCAGCAACGGCGCCAAGGACCCGCACACGGGAGUGGCCACGACUGACCUGUACGGUAAAUGCACCAAGACGCAUUCGGGGACGUCGGCGGCCGCACCCGAAGCCGCCGGAGUUUUCGCCCUCGCACUGGAAGCGAAUCCCGAGCUCACCUGGCGGGACAUUCAGCACCUGACCGUGCUAACGUCUAAACGCAACUCGCUGUACGACAGCAAGAACCGAUUCCACUGGAAGAUGAACGGCGUCGGGCUCGAGUUCAACCACCUGUUCGGCUUCGGAGUGCUGGACGCCGGCGCCAUGGUGGCACUGGCCAAGAUCUGGAAGACGGUGCCCGCGCGGUUUCACUGCGAGGCCGGAUCGUACGUCAAGAACAGCGAGUUCAGAGCCAACGAGAGCCUGAAGAUCUACCUGGACACGGAUUCGUGCGCCGGCACGGACACCGAGGUGAACUACGUGGAGCAUGUCCAGGCCGUCAUCACACUGAACGCCACGCGCCGCGGUGACGUCAAGCUCUUCAUGGUCUCCCCGUCGGGAACGCGGUCCAUGAUCCUGAGUCGUCGACCAAACGACGACGACAGCCAUGACGGUUUCACCAAGUGGCCCUUCAUGACCACUCACACCUGGGGCGAGAACCCGCGCGGUCGCUGGACCCUCGAGGCGCACAUGGACCGCGGAGGCGGCGGCAAGGACUCUUCGGACGAGGGCGAGGCCCGGGGCUUCUUAAAGGAGUGGACGCUCAUGAUACACGGCACCCGGGACCCGCCCUACGUCGACCUACCAGCACACGACCACAACUCCAAACUGGCCAUCGUCAAGAAGGCCCACGAAUCGACGCGUCGGGGCGCUGCAGCCCUCAAGGCUAGGACCAGGCCCUGAGAGGAACUCCCGCCGCCCCCCGCGAACGCCAGCCACCACUCCGGACGACGACGCCUAACGGGAUUGAAGCAACACUGCAAGACGACGAAGACGACGAGACCGUAACACGAUGCGCCAAGGAAAUGGGAAGAAAAAAAAAAGUAUCGUUGAACCGACCGGGAACCUCAGAGGUCUACAGAGCUCUAGUUUUGUUGGCUGCACUCGGUGGACGCGGCCGAGACCGUUCAUUCCGAUGGGCGCCGUGUAAGUGAGUGAGCACUGCAGAAGUGAAUAUCUCAUCUCCAAAAAAAGUCAGGUAAUCAAUUAGGACAGAUUCAUAAAUCUGAACUACUUGUUUGCGAAAAUAAUCGGCGAAUCUCCAGCUAUCUAGCAGUAAAUCCCGAAACUCUUGGCCAGUUAGAUUACCCUUAUGCGUAAAUCGCAUAGGUUAACAACCUGCCCAGGAACCUGGACGUUUUAUUGCCAAAUACCUGAAAUUUUCAGAGAUGUUAAGAGAUGGUAAUCAAUCACUAAAACCCUCAUUUGUAAUUACGUUGUUUGGAUACAUUUUAUCUUUCUAUUUUGAUGCUCAUUCAGUUACGCAGUGCCGUGUGCCCGAACGCCGAGAAAGGGCACCAGGCAUAUAGAGCGUCUGCGUCUUACAUUUCUGGUCACCCGCCGCGGUGGUCUAGUGGUUAUAGCGCUCGACUAUUGAUCCGAAGGUCGCGGGAUCGAACCCCAGCCGCGACGGCCGCAUUUCGAUGGAGGCGAAAUGCUGGAGGCCCGUGUACUUAGAUUUAGGUGCACGUUAAAGAGCACCAAAUGGUCAGAAUUUUCGGAGCCCUCCACUACGGCGUCCCUCAUAAUGAUAUCCUGGUUUUGGGUCGUAAAACCUCAACAAUUAUUAUUAUUACUACGUUUCUGGUCAAGGCAGCUAUCAACUUGUAUUCGAAACAAGACCAGGCAUUAGCUAUAGUUUGUAUUUAAUUGUAUCGGGGUCUUAGGCGCCAAUCGAAACGCUAAACUAAGGGGAUGCGACAUCGACGCCUUUGUCCCGUCCUCUCCCUUUUGCAAACAGCAUAGGGCUUGAGGGGAUGAGAAGUUGUUGAACAAUCGACAUAGCUGGAGCCGAUGUUUCGACAAAGUAGCUUGUCUUCGUCAGAGUCCUAACAAAAACAAGUAAUAUUGUUGAAACUUUGAUUUUAGUGGUAUUACCUCGUUCGACAACUUCUGAUCUAUUCCUUUUCUCGCUUUUCUUGGCGCCUGUACACCCUCAAUGUCAAACGCGUUGAGUUCCAGUGUCGCAUCGUCGCGGAUGAUUCGAAGUGUACGGCGACUUGUCACACAUGGCCGUAGCCGGUACCGUGAAUUCAAUUCGCUCUCACCGCGUUGUCUAGUGAACCAGGACAGAUCAGGCGUGUCGUUUCGAGCGUUUCAAACCACAAGCGGCAAAGGGACCCCAGCACAAAAACUUGUCUAAGUAGUCUAUAGAGUGUCUGUAAGACAUGUCUAUUGGCAAGCUGCUCGCUUAUCGAUAUUUUUGUUUGCAGUUGUGUAGAGACUUCGUAAAAGAAUCUCUUUGGAAGAUCAAAACGAACAGAUCAAAAGAAAUAACUCGUCAGCGAUUUCAGAAGUCUUCAUUUUCUCAUGUCCACAUUCGCCGCGGUGGUCUAGUGGCUAUGGUGCUCGAGUGCUGACCUGAAGGUCGUGGGUUCGAAUUCCGGGGCCGCGAUGGCCGCGAUGGCCACAUUUCGACGGAGACAAAAUGCUAGAGGCCCGUGUGCUUAGAUAAUAGGUGCACGUUAAAGAACCCCAGGUGGUCGAAAUUUCCGGAGCCCUCCGCUACGGUAUCUCUCGUGAUCAUAUCGUGGUUCUGUGACGUAAAACCCCAACGAUUAUUGUUCUUGUCCACGUGACCCGGAAACGUCAGCCCCUUCAGUCCUGGUGUACUCGCAGCUACGGCCAUAUGACAAUGACAGAUACAUAGCAGAUCACUCUUUCAGCUUCGGUGCAGAAAGAGCUCGUUUCGUGAUGGCAAAUUGCCACUUAAUGCAUUGUACCCUGUUUGUCAGCUACGGUGCUGCACCUUAGGUCAGCGCCUCUUCCGCCGCACUGAAGCCAACAAAACUGAGCUCUGUAGGCAGACAUUCGAUGGACCUUUCGCUACAAGCGGACCUCCGCGGAGCCUGUCGAGUGAAAUCGCAGCUUGUACUUUUCAAUCGUCAAGCACUGCAAGUUCUCACUGCUGUAGCGAUUACUUCCCUCGUUGCACUCCAAAAAUCCAAUGAACCUCACUGAAGGCAGAGACGGAGCUUGCGAGUAAGCGUUGUUCAUUAGAACCAGCACUUCCAAAUUGCAAUCUUACUUAGAUUGCGCAGGAUAACAGCAUCUAAAGGCUUUUGUUCAAGUUCAAAUACUGCGACCUGGAGUCGCGACACUUCGUUUCUACGAUCUUCCUUGAGCAGUGGCCUCUGCAUCCUCCAUUCAUGUCGCUUGCCAUCUCAGUAGGUCGUUGUCCGUUCUUUUAAACGUAGGAAUGGCUCUGCAACGAACCUGAUUUGACUCUUGCUUCGUAAAGCCUGUUCAUGACCACCUAAUAGAUAAGCGGGAAAUUUGAUAGGUGACACGGAAGCCAACUACGAACAGAUUAUGCAUUAAAGUCUCAUAAAGUCGAUUAUAUAUGCUGUAGCUAAGCUAAACCAAGAGUUAUCAUCACCUCUUUGACGGAACCUUAACUAAAAGAAACUCAGCCUGGAGUAAAUGCUUCGCGUACGUAAUGUGGCGUUAGAAAGGUCUAGUACGACCGCAAACUGACUUACUACGAUACUAGUGUUUGAUGACAACUUUACAUUUGCGACAACAUUCGAUACCCCAUUAUUCUAAUUUCUGUGCGCGUACUUCGCCGUUUUUCGGCACCUUUUAUAAAAAUUACGAUGUUUUUACACGCUUAUUAUGGCUGCCACACGACAAAACAUGAGAUGAAAAAUUCGGAAACAGGGGGUGUAGCGGGCGCUACCGUUUCGACCACAGUUCUUCAAAAGAACUCUGGUUUCGACAAGUGGUCUUGUCUUCUUCAAGAUAAGUCUUGUCUUCUUCAAGGUUGCUGCCUUGAAGAAGACAAGACCCCUUGUAGAAACGGUGACUCCAGCUACACACCGUGUUCAAGGAUUCGUCAUCUCUUCAAGCUCUCAUCUUCCACUGACCUUCCACCUUAUUUGUACAAAACAUGAAGUAAUUGAAGAAAGAAACAUGGCGGAAGCUCUUGUGUUGUUUAAGGGAGCGCAGUAGAACUUGCAGUGCUGCACGCUUGAUGAGAUGUGAAUGGCAUGCUGAAUUCUUGUGACCAAUCUUGGAAUGGCGCCAUAUCUUACAUGUCCUCCUGUGCCCGCUCCUUCUUUAAAUCAAUUCGCUCUGUUAUCGCUGUCUCUCGCAAUGCUUAAGUACGUUCGAGCGUGUUUAAACAUUGAUAGAUAGAAAGAAAUCUAUCAGUGUAGGAGCACUUACGGUCCACAAGAAACAAGAACACGUGCUACAUUUGCAAACACGGGAAAAAGUAACGUCAAAUCGUCGUUUUAGGCGUUGCCUCUUGCUUGUCUCGCGAACGGUACGAAGAACGAAACGAUAUUGAGUGUACAGUCUUCGUCGAAAGUAUCAGUGUCACGACAACCUUGACCUAAGUAGUUUGUCAGGAUGCUUUUAUGUGAAUUCUCGCACGAUAAUAAUUGCACGCAGUCAAGGUAGCGCAGAUUGACGCUGUAUUUUGCUGCGUUCGCCAUCACACGUCUACAGUUGGUUUCGAAGUGUCACUUUUAUCACGGUGCCCAUUAAUCGAGAGGCUCAACGUCAAGUUAAAGAUGACGAUCGCACCAUGUUCUAGAAUAAGGACAACAGCCAAGCUGUUUCGUUAUUGUUCUUUCUGUCCAAAGGAAGCAGCGAUCGAAGCAAAAUUUACAGGAACGUUUUAUGUGUAACGUAACUGUCGUUCCUACUGAAUUUCACUUCAAUGGAUGUACAUCUAGACGCAAUAAAAAUAACCGAAACAUCAAAACCAACAAAACUACAAUCCAUUAACUUAGAUCAAAGAAACGACUGUUCACUUUGGCGGAUGAAAUUGGCAUCUUCAUAACGGUUACCUUCGUAAAAGCGCGCGCUAUCCCCUAAAAUUGAAUUUGCUGUGUUGCUGACACGUACAUCAGAAGGCCCUGUAACGUUUUAGACUGAACUAAGUUCGCCUAACACUACGGCGUUGGCUCUGGACACAUAAUCCUGUUCACGCAGCUAAUAUUGUAGGCAGUGAGGAGAGAGAUGGUUAAAGCACUCGAUAAGCCUACUUUGUGAAAUGUGAAGCCGAACCGCAUGAACUGGCGGUGAGACUGUCUCAACGGUGUUGUGGCCUGUGUACUUUUGGCAAAGACUGUAGCUAUUUUAGGCUGACAAUGCUCUCAAGUCCUGUGCGCGACAGUAUUUUUCAAUGCCAGCGUUAAGAAGAGCAUACAAAGCUGGAAAGACAUCAAUGUACAAACUCUGCAACGGUGUGCAUUGAAGGGAGGCUUUGUAAAGAAAUUAGAAGCUACCUAUGUUGCCUGCUCCAAAAUUUUAGAGUUGCAUCUUCGAUGUUUUAAGCAGUGAUGAGUUUACGUUGACGUGAGAUGGGGACUACAAAGAGUGUGCUGCGUCAAGUCAGGUUUAUUUUUCCUUCAACAGUAAAGACCAGCCGCAUAAAGGCUACGGCGAACAGCAAACUGACUUGAGGUCCGGGCAAAAACAAAAUUUUCGAUGCACACUCGAUGCAUGAUCAAUCGGAAAGUGUGUCCAUUGAUAUCUGCUGAAUAGCGAGGUGGGCACUUGUUUUGGUAAUGCCCGACCGAAAACGCCAGUGAGGAGUGGUGAAACGUAGAAUCAGAAAUCUUUUCGUGAUCCUUUCGGCUUCCGCGGAUUGUAAAGUGGUGGAUGGACAUAAUUACAAAUUGCAGGAAAUGUGAAAUAAUUACUAAGAUUAUGACGUAAAAAUAUGUCUUCAAUAUUAUUUCUGCAAGAUUGUUCAGCUCUCGCCGAGAAAUUUGUGCUUUUCCAUGCCCGUGUUUGAAGCAAUGCACACGACCAAUGUGCAAAGGUCGCUCUGCAUGGCUAAAGGUUACCACUAUGUAAAGACCACUGACGAAUAAUCAGCAGCUCUUCGGGCACGAGCAUUCCCUCAAACACCUCCCCCCCCCCUUCCUCCCCUGUUUUUUUUAACUGUGAUCGGGGAGGAUUCUGCCCUUGUAUUCGGCAAAAUUUAUCGAGAGCAAAGAAAAGAGCUGCUUAUGAUCAGGUGGACAGGUCUGUUCCACAUGUGUGGUCCUCAAAAUCAUUGCUUUAACAAAAGAUGAUGUUGGGAGUCAAAAUACUCGCCCUGAUUCUGUGGCUAUAAUUGGCAGGAAUAUUCGUUCAGCUCUUGUGAAUACCUACGAUCCGUUAAGGGCGGCCACUCCCGUUGUUGUGUUUGAAGAAGCGAUCUUACUUGAGAUUUAUAGUAUAUGAGUUACGCCACUACAGAUGCAAAACAGUGGUGUGGCUUGUUACGUUGAUCCCACAGUGACAGGGGAUUUAAUAAGAGAAGUUUAUCUAAGCGUACGAGUUAAAGCUCAAAUGUCACAUCUAAACUCGGGCAUAUCGAAGAACCCAGUUCAACCAAGAACUGUGGGAGAGGAGGAGUAAAUGGAAAAUGUAUAUUUUUUAACUAUUUAACGAUUCUCAAGUGCGAAUUGAUCGAACAUUGACGGCGUUCUAUAAUUUGGUAAUCAAAGAGCUCAUUUCAGUUUUCAAGUCGCAAAAAAUUUUUUACACAAAAAUUGCAAAAGUACAGUCGACAACUGUAAAUUGACCAGAAGAAACCGAAAACGGCGUCACUGUGAACAUGUGUCGACAAUAUUACGCACAAUAAAGUCAUUUUCUUUUCCAUUGCAA
Rhipicephalus sanguineus (brown dog tick) is the source of this 7939-nucleotide messenger RNA. It is a transcript of the gene amon, whose product is annotated as neuroendocrine convertase 2. Gene Ontology annotation, molecular function: serine-type endopeptidase activity. Bases 62 to 2014 code for a protein of 650 amino acids. Gene Ontology annotation, biological process: protein processing. The record is from RefSeq and is a predicted model, not a curated record. NCBI's taxonomy places the organism in Eukaryota, Metazoa, Arthropoda, Arachnida, Ixodida, Ixodidae. Gene Ontology annotation, cellular component: Golgi membrane; trans-Golgi network. The transcript has 13 exons.